Molecule: messenger RNA, 1844 nt
Organism: Lathyrus oleraceus (garden pea)
Lineage: Eukaryota; Viridiplantae; Streptophyta; Magnoliopsida; Fabales; Fabaceae
Product: protein MAIN-LIKE 1
Exons: 3
Coding region: 178-1116 (312 amino acids)
Biological process (GO): meristem development; meristem maintenance
Source: RefSeq, a predicted model, not a curated record
UUUACCCUAUACCCCUACAAUUGUACCCAUACCCCUACAUUUAAAUUUUUUUGACCAAAAUACCCUCAUAUAAAUAGGGUAUAUUUUCCGUUUCAAAAUUUUUUUACCAUUUUCGUUGAAGACUUCCGGAGAAGAAAAUUUUUUGGCGUUUUUGCAUUGUAUACCGGAACACUUAAGAUGGUUCGAAGAAGAGGUGCAGAUGGCCGGAUUCCAGUCCGCACGUUAGACCGGGGUGCAUCUUCAUCUGCAGCUGCAGCUGAGCCGACUGGAUAUCCAGGAGGGCCGUACGAUACAUCGCUUUUGGUGAAGUACGAGCAUCAUGUUGCUCGACAUAUAUGGUUCGGUGAGGAAAGAGGACCAAAGAAAGAGUUGAAGGUUGCCGGACAUGGACUGAAGUUGAAUUCUAGGGUUCCAUUGGCUCUUCCACCACAGAUGGAGAGUUGGGUAUCUAGAUCCGGUUUAGCUUCACUGCAGAGAACGAGUCUGAACAAGAUAGACACAAAUCUUGUCUCUGCAUUUGUGGAAAGAUGGCAUCUAGAGACAUCUUCAUUUCACAUGCCGUUUGGUGAAAUGAGCAUUACUUUAGAUGAUGUCGCAUGUCUACUUCACUUGCCCAUUAGGGGUAUCUUUUGGAGUCCUCAGGAUGUGACUGAAGAGCUAGCUGUUGAACUUGCUGUGGACUACCUAGGAGUGUCACAGAGUCAGGCACAGUCACAUGUUCGGAGCUGCAGGGGGUCGUAUUACAAGUUGGAGUGGUUAUAUGAUAUAUUCGUACAUCAUAGGGCUGCUUCCAGCUGGGCAUAUGCGACUAGAGCAUAUCUAUUGAUGUUGGUGGGUUCCACCAUAUUUGCUGAUAAGACCUUUACACUUGUAGAGGCACGAUACCUCCUCCUGUUUAGGGACUUGGAUGGAUGUUCAGGAUAUAGUUGGGGAGCAGCUGCACUAGUUACCCUCUACCGAUAUCUUGGAGAUGCGUCCAUGUACAGUUGCAAACAGUUAGGUGGAUAUCCUACUCUCCUACAGGUAUAUAAUUUAAUUUUGUUAAUUAAGUGUUGGAUUCAUUUUAUAAAAUAUUGUAACUUAAUUUGUUUUAUUUAUUAUGUUUUUAUUUUGUAACAGUGUUGGAUUCACGAGUAUUUUCCAACUGUUGGAAAAAGAGGGGAGAAUUGGAAUCCUGCUGGAAACUGUGGUCUUCCUCGAGCGAUGAGAUGGUCAUAUAGACAGGGAGUCCUGAAGGUCGAUGAUUUACGACCUAUUUUGGACGAGCUGACACCUACCGACGUCAUCUGGCGACCAUUUGAGGAUCAUAGAGCAUGGCGUGUAUUUGAUGAGAUAUGUCUUUACAGGGGCUGUUUGAAGUGGGGUGAAACAGUUGUUCCAUACUUGCCUGAUAGAUGUUUACGUCAGUUCGGGUAUAGACAGUAUGUUCCAUCCCCACCUCUGGAUUGUAUGAUGGCGACGGAUAUUGAUGUUGAUUGGAUCAGUUACCAUCAGAGUGUUGUCGAUGUGAUCGGUUCAUCUUCCGUGGCCACCACUCCAUUUGAGGUAGUAGACGGUUAUCUGGAGUGGUAUUAUCGUGUUUCCCAUCCACGGUUGGUCCCUCCCCAUCGUGACGCUCCUAGAGAGGUACCCGUUCCUGUAUAUGACGCCGGGCCAUCUGAUCCUGAUUGGGCUCGUGUAUCUACAUUGAUUCGUCGCUAUCUGAGACAGGUUAAUGCUGAAGAGGAAGAUCCACAGUUUUCUGAUUUAUUUGAAGCUUUGCAUAUUUCUCGUUCACAUUGAUUAUAUGUAUUAAGCUUUGAAUAUAAUAGACAUAAUAAUAUAGAUUUCAUGUUUUGAUUACA